Drosophila rhopaloa is the source of this 3315-nucleotide messenger RNA. Its product is annotated as zinc finger protein 585A. Bases 47 to 2986 code for a protein of 979 amino acids. NCBI's taxonomy places the organism in Eukaryota, Metazoa, Arthropoda, Insecta, Diptera, Drosophilidae. Gene Ontology annotation, molecular function: RNA polymerase II cis-regulatory region sequence-specific DNA binding; DNA-binding transcription factor activity. Gene Ontology annotation, biological process: regulation of transcription by RNA polymerase II. The transcript has 10 exons. The record is from RefSeq and is a predicted model, not a curated record.
CAUAAAUGCACUAACGCCUCUGAUUCGCUGACGGACAAAGAUUAAGAUGUCGGAAAACGCAAAAAAUAAUAGCUGUCUGCAUUGCUCCGUAUUCAGUACGAAAUACCAGUACCAGGAGAUAUUCGAUGAGUUUGGAAUCGAGCUGGGUCUCCAAUCCUUGCUGGCCAAGCACUACCAGGUCGAUGUCGUACCCGAUCCCCAGAAAAAGCAGCUUCUGUGCGAAGUGUGUGUCAAUAAUCUCAUCCGCCUGUUCGACAUCGAUGAAUUGGAGCGGGAAAGGGAUGCAGCCAAGACAGUGGACCAGAAUGCGGCGCCCAAGCAUCCCAUUAUCAUCACCGAUGUCGAGGCAUCGCCACCUGCAGCGAAGCCCGCUAAGAAGGCUACGCCACCAAAGCCCCUGGCAAAGGUCCUGCGCCCUGUACCCAUAGCUCCCACCCGGGAACCAAGUGCCCGCAUCAACAAAGGAAUUCCUGCGCCCCAGUUAACCCUUGGUUCAUCUAAGCCUCCUGCCCGAUCCAAGGAUCCUCCACAGAAAGGUCCUCCCCUCCAAAUUGAAACUCCAAAAGAUGCGGAUCAAGAGCAGAUAAGUGUCCUGAUACAAAACAUCCUGGACGAAGAUGAGACCGUCGUUGAAGAGGUAGCCAGUGAAGUUACCCAGAUCGCCGAGGAAUCGGAAAACCCAGCCGAAAUUGUUCUGCUGAACAACGAACCCGAGGCUGAACCUGUUCUAGAUGAGGAAGAUGUAUACAUAUAUGAGCACGAAGAUAUACUGGACCCAGAUUUGGAGGAUGUAAAGGACAAAUCAAUGGUUCGUCCACCUAGAUUAGUAGUCCAACCUGAGGAGAGCCAAAGCGAAGGAGAGGACGACGAUGGCGAGGCCAGCAAUGUGGUUCUAUUCAACUUUGUUGAUAUCAAGGAAAAGGAUGACAUUGAGGACAUUUCUGAGUACUUGUCAACUGUGGUGAAAACCAGCUUCGAAAAGCUUACAUUUGAGUGGAGUACAGUGUGCAAACACUGCUCCUUAAAGUGUCCCACAUUUGAUAGUCUUUUAAGUCACAUUGUUAAGGCCCACAAAACCCGGAGAGAUGUCUACCAGUGUCCCAUUGAAGGUUGCAGCAAGGAGCUAAAGGGUCGCCAGUUCCUGGCCAUGCAUCUGGUUCUUUUGCACGCUCCCGUGGCUGAGAUUCCAAUAUAUGGCAGCUGCCCGGAAUGUAAAAUGACAUUCUCCAACAUUUUGCAGUACAACAAACACUCUUGCGCCCAUGUCAUCAAAAAGAAACGGGGUGUUCGCUCGUUUUGUGAAAUGUGCUCCUUGGAGUUUCCAUCAUGGAAACGAUUCAGUUUCCACAACCAAUUCCAUCUGGAGAAGCAUAGACCUCGCGCCUGCUUCGUCUGCGAUUUUGCCAGCACCAACAUCGAUGACCUUUUCCAGCAUUUAAAUUAUGCCCAUGAGCCAGUGGGCACCUUAUUUUGCGACCUUUGCGACCGGACUUUCCGUGAUCCGGCCGUGUUCAUGGAGCACAAUAAGUCGCAUGCCAAUGUGAGCAGUACAACCUAUUCCUGCGGCGAGUGCUUGGCACACUUUGAGUCACGAGGGCGAUUGAAUGGGCACAUGAGAGUCAUGCAUGGCAGCGUGGUAAGCUGCGAGCUCUGCUCCCGAGAGUUUGCCACCGAAGCCACCUACAACAUUCACAUGAAGAAGCACUUGAUCAUUGAGCGAGAUGUGCACGUGUGCAGCAAAUGUGGCCUGGUGAGCGACAGCCGCGAAACACUACUUGCCCAUGCGGACUCCCCGACAUCUGCCUGUUUUGGCACUAAAAUAUAUAUGGAACUGCUUCGUGAUGCUUACGUCUGCGAAUACUGCUCAUCGUACUUCAAAGAAAAGGAAAAUCUUCAAGCACAUCGAGAGUCAGGCGUUCAUAAGGACGGGUUGUACUGGUGUCAGCCCUGCGGUAAGGACUUCCCCCACAUGAAACUGUACCGCCACCACCUGCGCAACUAUCAGAAACUGCGCUCGGAUUUGACGCAUCGUAAGCUUGAGAUUUGUGCCUUUUAUAUGUGCGAUCAGAAGAACUGCUCGGAGGCAUAUGUAAACUGGAACUCCUUGUACACACACAAGCGACGAACCCACGAAUCUUCAAAUAAGCAGGCGGAGAAAACCGCCAAGAGUAUCCAAGAAUGGAUUUGCCAAUUUUGUUCAAAGGAGUGCCGCUCAAAGAUGUCCUUGUCUGUUCAUGUGGCAAGGAGCCACAAUAAUGACAAUGUGGUUUGUCCUUUAUGCAAAGCCUCAUAUAAAAGCCAGGAUGCUCUAGCCAAGCACCAUGCCUAUUGGCACGAACCCAUCGAGUGCCCUCAAUGUUUUAAAAUCGUUAAAAAUCGUCGUAAUUAUGACACUCAUGUGAAUGUGGUGCAUUCGAAUACAAAGCGCUACUCCUGCGGUGUCUGUGAGAAAGGAUUCUAUCACAGAAGUGAAAUGGAAGCUCAUCAGAAGCUCCAUGGUCAGUCUUAUAGCUGCGAGCAGUGUAGCUUCACCACCAGGAACAAGAAGUCCCUAUCUGUUCAUAUUCUGGGUCAGCACUACAAGCGCUUCGCUUUUGAGUGCAAGGCGUGCAAGAAGAGGUUUGGACGCCGUCAGGGCUUGAGUACCCACAUGCAACGAGCACAUGGUUACAAGUAUAUGUGCCGUGCUUACUUCGAGGGCGGUUGUGGACGCACUUUUGUAAACAGUUCCCAGCUGAAUGUACAUGUGCGAAAGGUACACAAAGGUGUCAUAUUCCUGCAGGAGGAUCUGGUCGAAGAGGACGAAUAUGUCAGCGACGGGCCAUCCACAUCUAAGAGGCGAUGCAUUCGUAUCAACGAAUACAAUAUUGAGUUUAUAGCAGACGGAGAUGAAGGAGAUGAUCCGGAUGGGAUAGAAAUGGAAGAAGGUGACGGGGAUGAGGAAGAAUUUGUCGACGACGUACCAGAUCAAGAUACCAAACAUUGAGGCACACACUUUGGAGUUACUUAAGAUUUGUUGCUAAAGCAGAUUUAUUUGAUUUGAUUUUCAUUUGUUUGCUACCAAUUAUUUUGAACACAAAUGAUGUCCAAAAACGACAUUAGUAUGUAUUCCAUAGUUAAUAAUUCAUAAUUCUAAUGAUAAUGUAAUAGCUACGUUUAGGCUAACUUCAAUUGCAAUUAACUAGCCAGAGUCUGGCGGAAGCAAAUUUGAUUUAUUAAGCGUUGUAGUUUGGUCAUUUAAUUGCUGAAGAUUGUGUGCGGAGCUUACCUGAAAUUGAAUUUAAGAUUUAAUUAUUAAAUCAAGGAAUUUGUUUA